Molecule: messenger RNA, 519 nt
Organism: Symbiodinium sp. CCMP2592
Lineage: Eukaryota; Dinophyceae; Suessiales; Symbiodiniaceae
Source: the annotation of a GenBank genome assembly
AUGAUGUUUGCGAUACUGGAGAUGACGACAGGAAACAGUGGCUAUGAUGCUGACAGUGGUGAUUCAGUCGCGCCGCAAGCCUCGGCCAAGCUGUCCGCGUACUUCGCGCAUGGAUAUCUGCACGGCCAGCUCCUGGAGAGUGCACAGUACACCUCGGACUGCGUCGGCGAGCUUCGCACUUUCCGGUUCGAUGCAAGCGACGGGCCCGUUCAGGUCUGCCAGCACCCGAUCGACCUCCGGGAUUCCUCAUGCGACGGAGGAUUUGUGGUGCUGUACCACUACACAAAUGCCCUGGCUUUUGAGAACAUCGCCAACUCGGCGCAAUCGGCUGCAGAGCUUUUUGCAUCACUGGUGGAGAAGCGCGCGCAGUUCGGCGAAGGAGUGUAUGCUUCUCAGUAUGAGCCUUCCGUCUGGCAACUGCGCCUGCGCAUUCUCCUGAACAACUACAGCAACGCCGGUCUUUUCCGUGACGCCCCCAGUCACUGUCGGUUUUUAAUACCUUUUACUGGUUUCGAGUGA